GUUAAAGUUUUUUGAAGAAACACCCAGGUACUCUAUACGUUCCAAUUUGCAUGACCAUAAAUACAUUGCAAUACGCGGUCGAGUACGGACGUGUCAUUUUUAUUUCUACGCAAACUGCGCGGCUCCUGCCGCUGCACGUUAUUAUUCGCUAUGAGUUCGCAUCAACUCAUAGCCAACGAACUGUUGGCAUUCAUACAACAUGCCAUAGAUACCAUGGACGAAGUGAGCAUUAUGCAGAUCUGCAAAUCCAACUUCAAAGAAGAUGAGAUUAGCAAGGGCAAGCAGCUCAUUUUCCAAUCACUGGGGAAGCUCGACCAGAUGCCGACUCGAAGAAGGGAUGGAACUGAGAAAAGCAUUCAGGACAUCAUCUCGAUAUUAAAGGUGACCGAUCCAGACGACGUGCCAACAUUCGUGGCGAAGGAGCUGCACAGGCUCCCUCCCGUGACAUUCGAUCAUGUUGAUGUUACCAGGCUACUGAAAGACAUCUUGUUCCUGAAAACCAGCCUGGUGGAGAUGCAGUCUAAGUUAGAGGUUUCUGAUAACACCAUUAGUGAAUUACGUGCCGACAUAGUGCUGCUACGCAGUGCGGUUUCGGAAUGUAGGCCACUUGACACCUCUAACGUGAACACUCGUCGCGGUGCGCAAGUUGCUGUAGCACGCAGUUUUGAGGAGGCGAAUACGUCACCGGGCGCUAUCAAUUCUGCUAGCGAUGCAUCACGUGCCGCCGCAGCUGACCGACUGUCGACUUCAGGUCAGGUUACGACACGCAUGAGCACAUCGCCCCUUAAGCGUGCUUACGCCGAUAUUACCGCUGCCAGCAAACCUGCUAAAUCCCAGGAUAAGCAAAUAGGGGGAAAACAGAAUCGUGAAUGUGUCCACAAAGAUUGGAAACAACGGGGUUCUGACGAAGAUGGUUUCAUCACGGUGGAGAAGCGAAAGAAGAGGAAACCCACUUGUCGGAACCAGUGCGGCACCGCACCGACUGGACCUAACUUUCUGCUGCGUCCUGCCACACCAACGACGCUGCUGUACGUGUCCCGGCUGCAUUACACUACAAAGGUUGAGGAGAUCGUAGAGUACAUCCGAGUGAAAUCCAAAUUCGUCAUGAGAGUCGAGCGGUUGGAGUCUCGUCAUAAUACAAACUUCAAUUCCUUUGUGGUGAGGGUGCCCACUGAACACCUGUCGAUUCUUAUGAAGGAAGAAUUUUGGCCGAAAUGUGUAGUGUUCCGGCGAUUUCGAGGCCGGAUACCAGACACCGAGCGACACACGACUCCGAUACUUCGUGUAAAAUAAGCAGUAAAAUUAAAUAUUAUGUAUAUGUGUGUAUAGUAUUUGCAACCUGAAUUAUUUGUAUUGUAUUAUUGUAUAUUUCACUAUGGGCCAAGAUGCCUGAGACAAAUAAAUAAAUAAAAAAAAAAAAUAAAUGCUGUUCAAUUCAAAUGAUGUAAAAGCUUGUCGUGAGAUUGGGUGGACGUAGAUCGUGAAGUAUCUCGUACUUAUUUUUGGUAAAUAUAAACUACAAGGGCUGACAGGUAUAUUACCCAAUCUUUUCCUCUUUUAUUGAUCGUACCUUGAUGCAGCAGCCAGUUGAAUAUUACAGACUGCUGAAAUGCGACACAGUUCUUCAUUACUAUGAUGAUCUUUAUAUUAUGUAUAAUUUUUAUUAUUAAUUUACACAAUUCAUAAUUAGAAUUUACACUUCGGGAUCAUACCGACACCAACUACACACAGCAUCAUAUGUACGAGAGCAAACAGCCCGUACAGAUGGUUUCAUCGAAAACAUUAAUUGAAUUUGAGAUAAACUAUGUACCUAAUAUUCUAGCUUGCCGCAUAUAAAUUACUAGAUUUUACACGUUGCGUUGCCCGCGUAUUCAGGUUUUAUCCCAUGGGAGCAUUUAAUCGGGAUAAAAAGUUUGUUUUUUUAAUUUUAGUAUCCUAUCACCUAUGAGGUACAUAUAACUGUAAAUUUCAUCAAAAUCCAUUCAAUAGUUUCGGCGUGAUUGACGGUCAAACAUACAAACAAGGAAACUUUCACAUUUAUAAUAGGUAUUAGUGUGAUGUUAAUCGCUACUGGACUGUUGCUCCAUAGAUUUUUGAAGCAUUAUCCUUUAUAAUGUUAGUUAAACUAAAAUAUUCAAAUUUAUUACGGCCAUCCAUUUGUUCACCUACUACUUAGGUAAAUAGUUGUGACGCUAAAUGUUGCUUUC
Messenger RNA from Spodoptera litura, 2207 nucleotides. RefSeq lists its product as uncharacterized. The record is from RefSeq and is a predicted model, not a curated record. Lineage: Eukaryota; Metazoa; Arthropoda; Insecta; Lepidoptera; Noctuidae.